AUGACUUUCCGCUAUUUGCUGGUUCUGAAUUUUUACAUUCUAUUUUGCUACUGCGAUACCAAUGUUUUCCAAUCCUGGUUUCGAUUCAUACAAAACCCGGGUAUUGCACAACUACUUUCUUUCCGCCAAGCUUCUCAAGGAGUUUUUGUAUCAGAUGCUGGAAGUCUAUUGAGAACAUAUAGUAGGGGGUUUCCAAGAGGCAUUUGGGGAACAUUUUUAUUUCCAGAUAUAUAUAAAGCGGCGGAUGCUAAUGCUUCAGGAACUUCAUUUUGGUCAAAAUAUGAAAAUAUUAUACUUGAUAAAAAUUCUAGCAUAGAACCUUCAUUUAAAGAAUUUAGAGAUAAAAUCCAUGCAGAUUUUUGUACUAAAGAUGAUUCAAAACGUUGGGAAUGUUGUGAUCAAGCUAAUCAUCCUAGUUGUUCGACAAUACCAUCAAAUGCUAAAGCAAUUCAAACAAUGAUGGAGGAUCCAGAAAUAGAUAUUAGUUUAACAUUUGCUUAUCUUUGGUGUACAAAAGCAUGGAAAUAUUUUAAACGUGUAAAUGAAACAGCGCAACAGCUACUUUUAAAUGACAUAAUCCAAGGUUGUCCAGAUCCGUGUUUUGGAAAUCCAUGUCGAACAGUUAAAGGUGUAAAAGACAAUUUGUGCACAAUAACUGGAACUUUUGAGAAUGAUUAUAAAUGUAACUGCCUUGAUGAUAUGUUAUGGGAUGAAAAUUUACUAAUAUGUCAACCAGUCAAUCCAUGUGAUAGUAAAGUUUAUAAGGCAUGUAUUCCUGAAAAUACACUACAAUGUAUUGCCUUUGAUAUUUCAACAUAUCAAUGUAUCUGUAAAUCUGAAUAUAUGGGUGUUGAUUGUUCUUUACCACGAGAUGCAUGUUUUGAACGAGUUGAUAAAUCUCAACCUAAUGGUGAUACUAACUGUCAAAUUCAAUUGGGUAAUAUUUGUCAACCUAUACUUGGAACAGAUUAUUAUACAUGUAAAUGCUUGGCUGGCUAUCAACCAUUAUUGCAUAUAUCUGAGCCUAAUUGUCUUGGACGAACUGAUCCAUGCUUAACUAUACAACUUACAGAUUUAUUAACACAGACAAGUGUAACUAAUGACAGUGAAGUAAUAAAACAACUGGAUCACAAUGAAAAUAAACCUUUAAAUCCUGAUAUUGUUAUUCAAUGGGGUUUAACAUGUUUAAAUGGUGGUCAGUGUGUUGCUUCAGCUGAUUUUACACGUGCAUCAUGUGUUUGUCCAACAGCUGCAGAUGGUUCAUUACUUUAUACUGGUCUAAACUGUGAAUAUCCAGUAGGGAUUUGGUCAACAUGGACAUUGCCUUCACCAUGUUUUCCAGAAGAUUGUGGUGUAACACGUUACCGUUGGAGAAGAAGAUAUUGUUUAAAUGGUACUACUUCAGAAGAUUUACUCGCUCAUAUGACUGAGUCGUCACCAUCAUCUACUGAAUUAAAUGGAUGGACAUAUUCACAUCGAAGAAUGCCACUUGCAUGUCCAGGAACCUCAGAAGAAAUCUUGCCAUGUCCUGAACUUGAACCAUGCUUGAAACUUCGUUUACCAGGAUAUAUGAGAGAAGAAAUUUUCAACUACAAUUCAUUAUAUUACUUUCUUUAUGUAACAAUAGUUAUAAUGACAAUUAAUUUUGGUGCCUACUUAGAAGUGAGUCGAUCAAAAUCUACCGAUUAA
This is a messenger RNA of Trichobilharzia szidati, 1689 nucleotides long. Lineage: Eukaryota; Metazoa; Platyhelminthes; Trematoda; Strigeidida; Schistosomatidae. The record is from the annotation of a GenBank genome assembly.